GUGCUAGUACAGUUUCUUCAAAUUGCUCAAUUAUGAAAACAAACAAAUAGUAUAAAAAGUGAGCCGGUUUUGGCUAGUGUCGUAUGACAGCGCUAGCGCAGUUGCCGACGUUGCCGUUGCUCGGAGAAACGGCAACGCGGUGAAAAUUCGCGGGAACUACAGAGUACAGAGAGGCCGAAAAAUCGACCAUUCGACUUGAACGACUUCUCUGCAUCGCCGGGCGACCCCAAAUUUUCAGUAUUCCGUUCGACGAAAUCCUCGACUCGACGUAACUCCGCUACCAAAGUCAUCCUCGGUAAAAGUAAAUUCUCAACAGUUAAAAGAAUCGUGUGUCGGAUCAGUGGUCCAUGAUGAGCAAUAGCGAGAAGCCAACGGGUAGUAUGCUGGAGGAUGAGGAGAACUCGGUGACGAUGCUGGACGUGCUCCAGGAGGAAAAUGCCCUUGAGGAGGAUGCUAUCGCCGUUCUAGGUGCUUCAGACGACCAGAAUUGCACCUACAGCAAGGGAUACAUUCGACAAGCCUUGUAUGCAUGUAAAACAUGCUGUAGCAGUGGUACAAGAGCUGCUAUUUGUUUUGCCUGUUCCCUUCACUGUCAUGAAGGACAUGAGCUUGUCGAACUUUAUACAAAGAGGCACGUCAGAUGUGAUUGUGGAAACUCAAAAUUUGGAGACAAAGCAUGCAGUCUUGAUACAUCAAAAACUUCUGAAAAUUCUGAAAACAAAUAUAACCAGAAUUACGAUGGUGUCUAUUGUACAUGUGCUAGGCCGUAUCCAGAUCCCGAUGAAACUGAAAGUGAUGAAAUGAUUCAAUGUGUUGUCUGCGAAGAUUGGUAUCAUUCAAAGCAUUUAGGCAAUAGUGACAAUUUGCCAGGUGAUAAUGAUUAUAGUGAAAUGAUAUGCGCUGGCUGCAUGAAAGCUCAUGAAUUUUUAUGGCGAUAUGCUACUAAGUAUUCUGUUUCAAAAGUCAAAAAGCCUCCAACAAAUACAGAAGAGAAAGUUGAGGUCGAAGAAAGUAAAGAACAGAAGAAAGAGUGUACUCUACCAGAAGCUGAUUUUCCUAAGAAGGAAGGAAGUUGCUUCUGGAUUGAAGGAUGGCGAUCUUCUUUAUGUACCUGUGAUAAAUGCAAAAAGAUUUACGAGGAGAAUUCAGUAUCAUAUCUUCUUGACCCGUUAGAUAGUGUACAAGCGUACGAGGAAGCGGGUAAGGCGAAUAAAAAUGAAACGCAGUAUGAAAAGGGAAUGAAGGCACUCGCUUCUCUGGGCCAUGUGGAGCAGCUGAACGCUAUCGUAGAGUAUAACAACAUGAAGGACAGUCUCAAACAGUACCUUCAGAAGUUUGUUGAAAAUAAGAAGGUCGUACGCGAAGAGGACAUCAAAGAGUUCUUCACUGGAAUGAAAUCGCAAAAGCGCCAGAAAGUCAUCGUUCCGUCUUUCUGUCGUUAAGCGAGAUCCGCGUGUUAAACACGAAAAAUUGAAUUUUAACAAUUUAAAAUUAGAUUUUAACUUUUGUAAGGAAUCUAUUUAAAUUUUAAAAAAGCUAAAAUUUAUAAACUAUAUUUUGGCAGCCUGUCUGAUCGAUGGCAGUAUUAUAUUUAGAUAUAUUUUUUUCAUUAUAAUGGUUCGUGGAAGCAUCACUUGCGUCAAGCUGCGAAGUCACCGUUCCGAUUUUGCAGUUUACAGCAAAAUCCUGACAAUUUAUAAUAGAUUUUAAAAAAAGUUUAGUUAAUUUUUUUUACGAUCCUCUAUAGAUAAUUUUUCUGUAAACUAUAUGAUCGGCUUUUUUAAUAUAAAUUAGGGUAUGUAAGGCAUAAUGUAUUCUUCAGUUAUGUGAUAAAUAAAUGCGGCCCACUUUUCGUAAUAAA
Molecule: messenger RNA, 1861 nt
Organism: Nasonia vitripennis (jewel wasp)
Lineage: Eukaryota; Metazoa; Arthropoda; Insecta; Hymenoptera; Pteromalidae
Product: putative E3 ubiquitin-protein ligase UBR7
Exons: 6
Coding region: 348-1442 (364 amino acids)
Cellular component (GO): cytoplasm
Molecular function (GO): zinc ion binding; ubiquitin protein ligase activity
Source: RefSeq, a predicted model, not a curated record